UUUAUUUCUUUCAGCUUAGACAGAAGGUCUAAAAUUGCAAAACUGUCUACGCUACGUUGAACUGAAACCACAAAUUCUUGUGUAAACAGUUAACUGAUAAAAUUUUUUUAGCAAGAGGAUGCUUCUCACUCUCGAGUGCCUGCAAGAUAAGAGUUCUUGUGCUUUCCAACCCCUUCUAAUCACAACCUUUAAAAUGUUGUGGAGCACAUCUUGACAUGAUCAUUUCUCAUCUGUCUUUCUCACAAGCCAGUGAGCGGAGGGCCUUAAGAUUUAGUACUGCUGAUAAACAAGGAAACACCUGACUGCACUACAGAAACACCAGAGAGAAGAUGGACGGGUCAGUCGGGCCGAUGCGAGUGUUGGUGACGGGCGGCAGUGGGCUGGUGGGGCGAGCGAUAGAACGGGUGGUGAAAGAGGGUGGAGGGAGAGAAGGAGAAAAAUGGAUAUUCCUGUCAUCCAAAGAAGCCAAUCUUGUGAGCGCUGAAGAGACGAGAGCAGCCUUCGAGAAACAUCGUCCGACGCACGUCAUUCAUUUAGCCGCAAUGGUGGGCGGACUCUAUAGAAACAUGAGACAGAACCUGGACUUCUGGAGGAAUAAUGUGCACAUCAAUGACAAUGUGCUGAACAUGUCUCAUGAGUUCGGCGUGGUGAAGGUCGUUUCCUGUCUGUCUACGUGUGUUUUUCCAGAUAAAACCACCUAUCCUAUAGAUGAGACCAUGAUGCACAACGGUGCUCCCCAUGACUCUAAUUACGGUUAUGCUUACGCCAAACGCAUGAUUGACGUCCACAACAGGGCGUUAUUUCAGCAGUACGGUCGGAAAUACACAGCCGUCAUCCCCACCAACAUGUUUGGAGCCCAUGAUAACUACAACAUUGAGGACGGUCACGUGAUGCCGGGGUUGAUCCACAAGACGUACCUGGCCAAGAAGGAAGGUAAACCUCUGCAUGUCUGGGGCUCGGGUCGCGCUCUGCGGCAGUUCAUCUAUUCUCUGGAUCUGGCUCGUCUGUUUCUGUGGGUUCUGAGGGAGUACGACGAGGUGGAGCCCAUCAUUCUGUCAGUCGGGGAGGAGGAUGAGUUGACUGUAAAGGAUGCUGUGGACGCUGUGGUUGAAGGAUUCGGGUUCAAAGGGGAAGUGAUUUAUGACACUAGUAAAUCAGACGGUCAGAUCAAGAAAACCGCCAGUAACGCCAAACUACGCAAAUACCUGCCAGACUUCAAGUUCACGCCGUUCAAACAAGCCGUCAAGGAGACGUGUGAUUGGUUUGCGGCCAAUUAUGACACCGCCCGUAAAUGAAGAUCUUCUCAUCUGAUUGGCUGUGGAGAGCUUGAACAACCGAAGCCAUAGUGAUCGAACACUUUCAACAAAUUUUUUUUUUUUUUUUUUUUUUUUUUUUUAGAUGAAAACAUUUUUUUUUUAAACAUAAAAUGUUUAAAAUCAUUUUUUAAAAGUCUAAAUCAUUCGUUUUUAGCUCUCUUUUCGUGUUCAUUUCUAUUCUGUGACCAGUGCUGUACAUUUUCGUUGAUUACUGGUCAUGUCACAUUUGUUUAUAAAGCCCUUUAUACAACACAGGUAAUGUCAAUGAAGCUUCACAGUGUUAAACAGGAAAAUAAUGUUUCAAUAAUGCAAACAAAAUUCAAUUCUACUGGUCCGUCACUAAGGAAACUAUGUUCUGGGUUUAUUUCCUAUACUGUAUAUUUAAAAAAUAAAUUAGUAUUUUGAAUAAUG
Cyprinus carpio (common carp) is the source of this 1727-nucleotide messenger RNA. Its product is annotated as GDP-L-fucose synthase-like. Lineage: Eukaryota; Metazoa; Chordata; Actinopteri; Cypriniformes; Cyprinidae. Gene Ontology annotation, biological process: nucleotide-sugar biosynthetic process. The record is from RefSeq and is a predicted model, not a curated record. Bases 330 to 1295 code for a protein of 321 amino acids. The transcript has 10 exons. Gene Ontology annotation, molecular function: GDP-L-fucose synthase activity.